AUGGAGAACGAGAACAAGGAUUCCAUCGAAAUCGAUGAGGACGUCGACAUGGGCGGCGAUAUGCAGAUCUUUGACGAGCCUGACGAUGAGCUUGAGGAGUUUGACGAAAUAGAUAACGUGGUCACCGCCGAGGACCCGGAAAUUUCUAACUGGAACGACGACUGGGAGACCGCAGGCUGGGACGACGAGGACGUCGAAUCCGACUUUGUGAAGCGUAUCCUCCAGGAGUUGGAAAACUACAGGAAGGCGUACCACUGA
Molecule: messenger RNA, 258 nt
Organism: Babesia ovata
Lineage: Eukaryota; Apicomplexa; Aconoidasida; Piroplasmida; Babesiidae
Product: DSS1 SEM1 family protein
Exons: 3
Coding region: 1-258 (85 amino acids)
Source: RefSeq, a predicted model, not a curated record